Sorghum bicolor (sorghum) is the source of this 1731-nucleotide messenger RNA. RefSeq lists its product as uncharacterized. Lineage: Eukaryota; Viridiplantae; Streptophyta; Magnoliopsida; Poales; Poaceae. The transcript has 3 exons. Bases 1153 to 1551 code for a protein of 132 amino acids. The record is from RefSeq and is a predicted model, not a curated record.
UGCAGCUAUCUCCAGCUAUAGCUUCACUUAGCUGUUGCGGAGGACAACGGCUAAGAGCCUUAGCCGGAGAUUUUAAACCUUGGUUACCACCUAUAUCAGCUCAGGUACGGCUACCCCUCUCCCUUUCUGUUCUAUUGCAUUUUUUUCUGGCCAUGGUUGUUUGCUGUGCAGUGACCUGUGGCUGUUCGAUGAAUUACUCACAAGGAACAUGGCCAAAAUGAAUUACUUUAAGUUUGAAUCUGUGGUUGAUGUGUGUUGUUGUCGAAAACUGAAUCUUUAUUGAUCUGUGUUGAUGAGUUAUGAUGCCAUAAUCUUGUGGUUGGACUCCACUGAACUGCAGGGCUGUUCAAUGAUUCAAGUGCAACUAUGCACUACAAACAGGUUUCUGAUCUGACCAUACCAUGAAACUUCACAAAAAAAAAAGCAAUGAACAGAUAUUGCUAUCCGAAUUUGAGUUAUAUGAAUUUGUUGACAUAUUAAACAGUGGAGGUUCAGAACUGUAUGUGAGAUGUGGAGGAGGAGAUUUGGAGACUUGGAGGAAGCAAUAGCUAGCUACUGAUGCAUGGUUUUAUUUGAAGCCUUCCUCUCUUGUCUUGCUGGUAAAACACCCCUUGUUGUCAUAUAAGGAAUAUAAAACAUAAUUUGGCCUAUGACAGUUAAGACCUAUCUAGGAACUGCAUGUUUAGGUGAUAGUAAGUGCGAUUUAUGUGUAAAGCACAAUGCUAGAUUUAAUACUUGAUAGAUGACAGUGGACUGGACUGCCUAGGCUCUCAAUGUUGCUUAUGUGCUUGCAAUGUUUAUUCAACUCUAUAUUUUUACUUGCCUUCACUAAUGCAUCGUACCUCCAUUUUCCGAGGGUAAGUAGUCAUUCCUACCAAAACCUACAUUUCCUGGAACUGGAGCUGAGCUGUAAACCAAACAAGUGUAUCAGCUUCACGGUGGGAGGCCACUGGUGCUCCAAAUUUGUGUUUUCAUAGCUAGAGUUUUCUUAAACAGGUUCAAACGAGUCCUCAAUUCAGUGUGACCAGAAACAGACGGAUAUAGGAGCUAGCCUUCUCAAUCGUGCCACUGAUCUCAUCAGUGGAAAGUGCGUGCGGGCGCUGGUGAGAUCAGGAUUCGGGAGGACCACGUGCGCAGGGAGACCGUCCGGCGAUGUUCGCGACGGCGGCGCGGUGGGCGGCCAAGAAAGGGAAGCCCAAGAUGGCGCCGAUCGAGCUGACGACGCCGCCGGAGCAGGCGCAGUCCAUCACGCGCGCCAUCUUCGACGUCGUCCGGGAGCACGGCCCGCUCACCAUCUCCGACGUCUGGGACCACGUCAAGGAUGUCGGGCUUCGAGGUCUGACGAGCAAGAGGCAGAUGAAGAUCAUGCUGCGGUGGAUGAGGGAGCGCCAGAAGCUGAGGCUCAUCUGCGACCACGACGGCCCGCACAAGCAGUUCCUCUACACCACCUGGUUCACCAACCCCAGGAACGCGCCGCAGAGGCCCAAGCCGGAGCUCAAGGCCAAAGCAGAGAAGCUCCCCACUUUCCCUUCCUCUUCUAAGCAGCCGUGACGAGGAGACAUCAUUAGACAUGUGCAGGUUGCCUCCGCAAUUCUGUGCUCUCUGCACUUGUUUCUUUCUGCUGUCCUGGCAUAAUGUUCGAUGACGCGAAUUUAAGCUUGUUGUGGCUAUAUUGUUCUGUCCAAACUUCAAACACGUAACCACUGUCUAUAAAGUUGCAUGAUUAAUCUG